AUGAAAGCAUUUACUCGUAAAGCUCGUGCAACAGAAAGAGGAUAUUUAUUUAGGACUGGAGGUGGACCACAUGCACCACCUCCACCACCACAACAAGGAGCCAUAAUAAGCAUGGUUGAAAAUGCUGCACCUGUAAUGAUAUGUGAAAUAUAUAACUCAUUUGAUAGUGAAGAUAUUUUGAACAAUGAAAAAGUAGUGGAAUCUGAGGAAAACAUAUGUUUUGGAGUACAGAAAAAUCCUGAAAUCAGUCUUCAAAUUGAAGAAAAACAAAAUAGCGCAGAGCCCUUGUCUAGCUCACAACCCAGCAGGGCAUUGGAAUUUACUGCAAAAAUUCUGUUUGAAUAUGGUCCAUUUAUGAGAACAGAGAAGAAAACCAACCACCGAGGUGACAAGGCUAUAAGGUUUAGAUUUCCAUACAAGAAGACAACUGAUUCUGGUGAAGAACUAUCAAUCAAAGUAGUCAAAGUAACUACAUUCAAAGAAAUGGAAUUCACAAAGCAAGUUGAAGAUAACAAGUUAAUCCUAAUAUUUCGUCAAGCAGGAUUGUUAGCAAUGGUGACCUUUAGUAAAGCUAUAAGUUAUUGUUACAACACUAAUGCUUCAAAGUUGCUAACACCAUUAUGUGGAGCAAUCUUCUCACGUGACUCAAUUAAAGACAUGGCACAAGAUCUUGGUGUCGAAGAAGUCAAAUGCUUAAGAAUUGUUAAUGAGAGUGCCACUUCCGGUGGCCAGUACCUCCCAGACUCAGACAUAGCAUGUGCAGUGGUCUGUACGAUAACAUCAGCAAAAAGAUUAAAUCCGGAUUUACAUUUUUAUCUGGCGUGUUGUGUUGUGACGCAUCAGAAUGCGGAAAAAUGUAAAGAUGACUGGAAUAAAUUACGAAAUAGCUACGUCAACGCAUUGAAACGCCGUAAAAAUAAAAAAAGUGGGCAAGCCGCUCAAUUUAUCCCGCCAUGGAAAUAUGAAGAACAAAUGAGUUUUUUACAGCCAUUUAUGGAAUCAAGGUCGACAACAACAAAUCUUUCAUCACCUCCUGAAUCUCCAGAAUUUCACUCAGAAAGUACUCAAUCAAACAAUUCUCGUCCAGCAACACCACAUACUGGUAGUUCCUCGCACUCCCAACAGCCUGUUAGAAAACCAAACUUACAGGAUCUAUAUGAUAUGAUGAAGUCUUCGCACGAUUUGAGAAUCCAUAAGCAUCAUUCAAAGCAGCAGCAGAAUAAUAUGACGGAUGAAACAGACUUGUUUUUUCUGAGCAUGAGCAAAGCAGUUAAAAAACUUCCGAAACUAGAUCAGACCAAAAUAAAAUUGGAUUUGCACUAG
Messenger RNA from Parnassius apollo (apollo), 1323 nucleotides. The record is from the annotation of a GenBank genome assembly. Lineage: Eukaryota; Metazoa; Arthropoda; Insecta; Lepidoptera; Papilionidae.